AAGUGAAUUUGUGGAGCUUCCACAGCAAAGACAGCUAGGCAGAUAACCUCAGGGAGCUCCAAGAGGGCGGCGGUGACUGGCUAGCAUGAACAACUGCUCCCUCAGAUAGUCACCGCAUCGCGUAACAUUUCAUAUGGAUGCCAACGACCCAUGAGCUGACCUCAUAACCCGCUGCAGAAGACCUUUUUAGUGGACCCUAAACCUGCCUCCUGCAGUGGUCUCGACUCACUCCGGUUUAUCUCGUCGAGAUGUCGGCAUUCUCCGAGUCGGCUUUAGAGAAAAAAUUAUCCGAGCUUAGCAACUCCCAGCAAAGUGUGCAAACGUUGUCGCUGUGGCUCAUCCACCACAGAAAACACUCGAAGACAAUUGUCACGGUGUGGUUCAACGAACUGAAGAAAGCCCAGGUUUCACGCAAGCUGACCUUCCUUUACUUGGCCAACGACGUCAUUCAGAACAGCAAGAGAAAAGGACCGGAGUUCACCCAGGACUUCGCGCCGGUCAUCGUUGAAGCAUUCAAGCAUGUAAACAGGGAGGGCGAAGAGGGCUGCAAGAAACAACUGGGUCGGGUUUUAUCCAUCUGGCAGGAGAGAGCCGUGUAUGAGAACAACCUGCUGGAGCAGCUCUCACAGGUCCUCUAUGGAGAAAAGAAGCCCAAGAAAAGAUCCUAUGAGGAGAUCCACCCUGAUGAUGAGGGCUUCGCCUCCCGUAGCUCCCCGUCUGAUCCUCCACAGACGGCAGAGUUAAUUCGAGCCCUGCAGGAGCUCGAGAACGCGGCAUCUAGUGAUUCGGUGCUGCGUCAGCGCAUCUCCUCUCUUCCUGUCGAGGUCCAGGACACAUCACUCCUUCACAGGAUCACAGAUAAAGAAUCUGGCGAGCGGCUCUCCCGGUUGGUCGAGGAAGCCUGCAUGCUUUUAGCCGACUACAGCGGGCGCUUGGCCGCGGAGAUCGACGACAGGAGGCAGCUAACGCGCACACUGACUGCUUUCCUGCAGAGCCAGAAGGACGGCUUGGCCCAGAACGAGCAGAAACUUGAAGAAUACAAGAGGAAACUGUCGAGGGUGUCGCAGGUCCGGAAAGAGCUGCGAUUGCGCCUCAGUAACCUUUCAGAAGGACACCGAAACUCCAAAUGACCGCCGACUCGCCUUCUCACUGCCUGUCAAACAUCUUUGCGUUACUGAAGCAGCAUCUGUUCUCACCUGUCUCCACUGGACUAUUUAUCCAUGUCUCUUGAGCCUAAGUGUGUACAUCUCCAUGUACAAGCUCAUAUUUUUAACUUGAGGAUAAGCUAACAUUGUGUGACAAGAUGUUCAUGUAUUGGCCUCUGCAGUCUAACUUUUACAGCUUUAAAGUGGUGUGACUGGUGGGAUUUUUUUCGUAACCCAGGGUUAUGCACCAGAGUGUGAUCUAUGAGUUCCAGUAUUGGGAUCCUUUUGUAAAAUGCUUUUUAUUGUUUUGACACAUUCAUUUGCAUAGCUUUUUGUUAGAGAUCACUAUGGCAGUCACUCAAGCUGGAAUCACUGAUUUUAUGAAGUUUACUGAAGAAAACAGUAUAUUUUGAGAUUCUCAGAAGACAUUAGAAAUCCAGGUACUAUAAAGCAAACCAUGUGUGUUCACACUUUUCAUAAAGCCUGUUUGUAAAAAGAUGGUCUGAAAUCCUUGUUUAGUGUAUACACAUUUGCAUGUAAAAUUGGUGGAAAUCAUAAGUGUUUAUGGUUUGUAUUCAUCAAGAUGUAGAUACACUGCUGAAAAAAUAAAUAAAGGGAACACUCAAAUAACA
Molecule: messenger RNA, 1777 nt
Organism: Girardinichthys multiradiatus
Lineage: Eukaryota; Metazoa; Chordata; Actinopteri; Cyprinodontiformes; Goodeidae
Product: regulation of nuclear pre-mRNA domain-containing protein 1A-like
Exons: 7
Coding region: 249-1130 (293 amino acids)
Biological process (GO): mRNA 3'-end processing
Cellular component (GO): RNA polymerase II, holoenzyme
Molecular function (GO): RNA polymerase II complex binding
Source: RefSeq, a predicted model, not a curated record